AUGGACCUCCCCCUCAUUGGCCCCAUCCUGCGAUGGCUGCAGGCCACCUUCUUCUCCAAGCAGCUCCAGAUCGUCAUCCUUGGCCUGCAGUCGGCAGGCAAGACGUCGCUGGUUAAUGUGAUCAGUAGCGGGCAAUUUGCCGAGGAGAUGGUGCCCACUGUAGGGUUCAAUAUGAGGAAAGUGCAAAGAGGCAAUGUGCAGAUCAAGAUGUGGGAUAUUGGCGGCCAACCAAGGUUCCGCUCGAUGUGGGAGAGGUACUGUCGUGGCGUCUCCGCCAUCGUCUUCGUCGUCGACUCCGCAAUACCUCGGCCACCCACAUCCUCAGCCCCUUCAACGAAAGGCGAGACAGCCAACAGCGUGGACAGUCUGACCUCCAACAAAGCCGAACAGCAGGCCUCCUCACCCGCGCAGCAAACCUCCGACUCACCAGCGCAAGCCCCCAUCGACCCCUCAGCGGAUCGCUCCACCCGCCAAGCCAACCUGACCGCCGCUGCCGGCUCGGGGUCAGCAUCUAGUCGCUUGGCAAAUAUUGCCUGGCAUACGGCGACGGAGGAGCUUCAUGCAUUGGUUUCGAGGCCGGAGCUCUCGGGGAUCCCGCUGCUGGUGUUGGCGACGAAGAAUGAUGUCAAGGGCGCCGCGAGCGUUGAAGAGGUGAUACGGGUCAUGCGCCUGGACACGCUGCGCAAUCGUGAGGUUUCAUGCUACUCCAUCUCGUCAAAGACGCAGUCCAACAUCCCGAGGACGCUGCAAUGGCUUUGUAAUCGCCAGCCUGUAGCAGUUUGA
Jaminaea rosea is the source of this 783-nucleotide messenger RNA. Its product is annotated as P-loop containing nucleoside triphosphate hydrolase protein. Gene Ontology annotation, cellular component: lysosomal membrane. Lineage: Eukaryota; Fungi; Basidiomycota; Exobasidiomycetes; Microstromatales. The transcript has 4 exons. Gene Ontology annotation, biological process: protein transport. Gene Ontology annotation, molecular function: GTP binding; GTPase activity. The record is from RefSeq and is a predicted model, not a curated record. The coding region runs from base 1 to 783 and encodes 260 amino acids.